Molecule: messenger RNA, 646 nt
Organism: Cebus imitator (Panamanian white-faced capuchin)
Lineage: Eukaryota; Metazoa; Chordata; Mammalia; Primates; Cebidae
Gene: HYPK
Product: huntingtin interacting protein K
Exons: 4
Coding region: 204-569 (121 amino acids)
Biological process (GO): protein stabilization; negative regulation of apoptotic process
Source: RefSeq, a predicted model, not a curated record
AGAAGGCAUUGCAGAAGGCAACACUGUACAAGCCCUAAAGGAAGUCUAAGAGACAACCGCCUUCCUCACUGAAGCUUCUAGAACUAGAGCAGAAAGAAGGUGCGGCCCAGGGCCAGCCCCGCCUCCUCCCCGGGCGGAAGUCGUGUCAGUUGCCGGAAGUCGCCGUGGGGUGGGGCUUAUGCAGCGGCGUGGUGAAAUAGAUUAUGGCGACCGAGGGGGAUGUGGAGCUGGAGUUGGAGACCGAGACCAGUGGCCCAGAGCGACCUCCCGAGAAGCCACGGAAACAUGACAGCGGUGCGGCGGACUUGGAGCGGGUCACCGACUAUGCAGAGGAGAAGGAGAUCCAGAGUUCCAAUCUGGAGACGGCCAUGUCUGUGAUUGGAGACAGAAGGUCCCGGGAGCAGAAAGCAAAACAGGAGCGGGAGAAAGAACUGGCAAAAGUCACUAUCAAGAAGGAAGAUCUGGAACUGAUAAUGACUGAGAUGGAGAUAUCUCGAGCAGCAGCAGAACGCAGCUUGCGGGAACACAUGGGCAAUGUGGUAGAGGCGCUUAUUGCCCUAACCAACUGAUGCGUGCUUUCUUAGAUAUGCCUACUGGAUUAAUUUAUGGCAAUAAAUUUUUUUUUUGUCUUUUUUUGGUUUCAUCA